AUCUUUUUAUUAAAAUAACCAUAUUUUUGUUCUAAACUAAUAAUGCACAAUUAUUUUAAUAGUAACAUAAAAAAGAUGACUGACUCAAAGUAUUUUACCACUACUAAGAAAGGUGAAAUUUAUGAGCUGAAGGCAGAGUUAAAUCAACAUAAAACUGAUCGUAAAAAAGAAGCUGUAAAAAAAGUUAUUGCUAUAAUGACAGUUGGAAAAGAUGUUAGUGCAUUAUUUCCGGAUGUAAUAAAUUGUAUGCAAACAGACAAUCUAGAGCUAAAGAAGCUUGUGUAUUUAUAUUUAAUGAAUUAUGCAAAGUCUCAACCUGAUAUGGCAAUUAUGGCUGUCAAUACAUUUGCAAAGGAUUGUGAUGAUCCUAAUCCAUUGAUUAGAGCAUUAGCUGUCAGAACCAUGGGUUGCAUUAGGGUAGAUAAAAUAACAGAGUAUUUGUGUGAACCAUUGCGAAAAUGCUUAAAAGAUGAAGAUCCAUAUGUUAGAAAAACUGCAGCAGUUUGUGUUGCCAAGUUGCACGAUAUAAACUCUACUCUUGUUGAAGAUCAAGGAUUUUUAGAGCUGCUGAGAGACUUACUCUCAGAUUCUAACCCAAUGGUUGUUGCAAAUGCUGUCGCAUCAUUAACAGAAAUUGCAGAGUCAUCUCCUAAUGCAAAUCAAUACUUUGAAAUGAAUUCUGCAACAAUAAACAAACUCCUUACAGCAUUAAAUGAAUGCACUGAGUGGGGUCAGAUAUUUAUUCUAGAUUCUCUUGCUAAUUACACACCACGAGAUGAUAAGGAGGCACAAAGUAUUUGUGAACGUGUGACCCCACGUUUAUCUCAUGCCAAUGCUGCUGUUGUUCUUUCUGCUGUUAAAGUUUUAAUGAAACUUAUGGAAAUGAUGCCUGCAGGAUCUCCAUUUCUUCAAAGUCUUUCCAAAAAGCUAGCUCCGCCACUUGUAACUCUUCUUUCUUCUGAGCCUGAAGUACAAUAUGUUGCUCUAAGAAAUAUUAAUUUGAUUGUGCAGAAAAGACCUGAUAUCUUGAAACAGGAAAUUAAAGCUUUCUUUGUGAAAUACAACGAUCCGAUAUAUGUUAAACUUGAAAAACUUGAUAUAAUGAUCAGAUUGGCAUCCCAACAAAAUAUUGCUCAAGUCUUAGCUGAACUUAAGGAAUAUGCUACAGAAGUAGAUGUUGAUUUUGUGCGUAAAUCUGUUAGAGCUAUUGGAAGAUGUGCUAUCAAAGUGGAACAAUCAGCUGAAAAAUGUGUUACAACAUUAUUGGAUUUAAUUCAAAACAAGGUCAAUUAUGUUGUUCAAGAAGCCAUUGUGGUUUUAAAGGACAUAUUUCGAAGAUACCCUAAUAAAUAUGAGAGUAUUAUUUCAACACUUUGUGAAAACCUUGAUUCAUUAGAUGAACCAGAAGCCAGAGCUUCUAUGAUAUGGAUCAUUGGAGAGUAUGCUGAACGUAUUGAUAAUGCUGACGAACUUCUUACCACAUUUCUUGAUGGUUUUUCUGAUGAAAAUACUCAAGUACAGCUGCAGUUACUCACAGCAAUUGUCAAGUUAUUUUUAAAGAGACCAACUGAUACUCAAGAACUUGUACAGCAAGUUCUUAGUCUUGCAACCCAGGAUAGUGAUAAUCCAGAUCUCAGGGAUCGUGGUUAUAUAUAUUGGAGGUUGCUUUCCACUGACCCAGCAGCUGCAAAGGAUGUUGUGCUAGCAGAAAAACCAUUAAUCUCUGAAGAGACAGAUUUGUUAGAACCAACGCUACUUGAUGAGCUGAUUUGUCACAUUUCUACUCUUGCAUCAGUUUACCAUAGACCUCCUAGCUCAUUUGUUGCGGGUAAAACAGCAGGUCGUCGCACUAUUCUUCUAUCAUCUUCAACUAAUGAUUUGGACGAUGUAUCGGAAACUGAGCAACCUGCAAUUUCCCAGGUUGCCAAUCAAACUAUAAAUCAAUCGGCUUCUCAACCCUCUUCUUUAUUAGGUGAUCUUUUAGAUAUGGAGCCACCUGCUCCUCCACCAACUCAAAAAUACACUGGAAUGCCAACACAAGUCAAACCUACCUCAGAUUCAGUUCUUGAUCUCUUGGGGGGUGAUCUAAAUAUGCUUAGCACACCAUCACCUUUUAUUCCGCAACAACCUGCUCCUGUGACUGGACUUAACGAUCUUUUUACUUUACAAACUGCUCUUCCUGGCUCAGGUUAUUCAGCUCCCAAACAGGUUUGGUUACCAGCAGCAAAAGGAAAAGGGUUUGAGAUAUCAGGUACUUUUUCAAGACGCCUUGGUCAACCAUACAUGGAUUUAACACUUAGUAAUCGCGCAAUGCAGCCAAUGGGAGGUUUUGCAAUACAAUUUAAUAAAAACAGUUUUGGUUUGACUCCUGCUGUUCUUAAUGUUCCAGCACCACUACUUCCUAAUCAAUCAACUGAAGUUUCACUUGCACUUGGAUUGGCUGGUGGUGUUAUGAAAAUGGAACCAAUUAACAAUUUGCAAGUGGCUGUAAAAAAUAACAUUGAUGUAUUCUACUUUAGCUGUCUAAUUCCAGCUCAUAUAUUGUUUGUUGAAGAUGGCCAAAUGGAACGCAAACUAUUUUUGGGUACGUGGAAAGAUAUUCCCCAAACAAGCGAGGUUCAAACUAGUUUUCCUACUAAAGGACUUUCUUCUGAACACUACCAAUUUCUUCUGCAAGCAAAUAAUAUUUUUACAGUAGCUAAAAAUAACGUCGAUGGACAGGAGAUGUUGUAUCAGUCAAUGAAGUUUUGCAAUAAUUUGCAUGUUUUAUCUGAACUGAAAAUUAUACCUGGCAAUCCUGUUGUUCAACUGGCUUUGAAGACACGCGCCAUGGAUGUUGUUCCAAUAGUACAAGCAGUAUAUAAACAGUUGUUGCAGUUGUAGACUGAUGAGCCCUCAACUAAACCUUUCGUCUAAAUUUUUUUAAUAAUUUGUGUAUUAGUAAAUUAAAGAAUAAACUCCUAUAAAUUGU
Messenger RNA from Hydra vulgaris (swiftwater hydra), 2971 nucleotides. Its product is annotated as AP-1 complex subunit beta-1. The record is from RefSeq and is a predicted model, not a curated record. Gene Ontology annotation, cellular component: membrane coat; clathrin adaptor complex. Gene Ontology annotation, molecular function: clathrin binding. Lineage: Eukaryota; Metazoa; Cnidaria; Hydrozoa; Anthoathecata; Hydridae. Gene Ontology annotation, biological process: vesicle-mediated transport; intracellular protein transport.